AUGAGCAGCCUCAUAAACUCCGUCGUCGCGACUUCCUCCUCUUACCUUAAGCCUCCUCUCUGCACGCUUGCUGAGAAGGCCGCCACAAGCUUGCUACGCGAUAUCUCGAAUGGCACAUUCAUAAUCCAUACGCCUGGUCAUACCUACACGUUCGGAGAGCAAAGGAAGAAGGAACGCCUCUUCCACCACCACCAUGGAUCUAGCAGUUCCCAAGCGCCGCACGCGGAACUGACAGUGCUCAACCCGAACUUCUGGCUGCGCCUGUGCGCAAUGGGGGACUUGGGCUUCUCAGAAGCUUACAUGUACGGCGAGAUUGACUGCGAAGACCUCGUACAAGUGUUUCUGGUCUUCCUAGCGAACCGAGCACAGCUCUCCGCAAUAGACAACUCGUUCUUUACUCGCAUCGUGGGGAACUUGCCCGAGUUGGGCCUAACCGCCCGUAUCGUCAACACCGUGACGAACGCGAGGAAGAAUAUCAGUGCGCACUAUGAUAUAAGCAAUGGCAUGUUCAUGGGGUUCUUAUCCAGAGAUAUGACGUAUUCCUGCGCCAUCUUUCCGGAGCUGGACAGCGACCUGCGCGACCCGCCAAGCUCCCAUAGUCUUUCCCCAGAAGAGGGCCAGACGCCUUCCCUUACCGGCGCGUCAACCCCCGCGACGCUCGCGGAGUCAGAGCAUGGCGAACUGCUCAAAGAUCUCUCAUUGAACGUGUACAAUCUGUUCGCUCACCAUGGCGAGAUCCGACAUGCACAUGACACCGAGUCACACGACCCUCUCGAGGCUGCUCAACUGCGGAAGCUGCAACACAUAAUUCGCAAGGCGGACAUUCGUCCAGGCCACAAAGUACUGGAAAUUGGUUCGGGCUGGGGAUCGAUGUCCUUGCUCAUCACUUCGACAAUCCCGGGCACAACGGUGGACACGCUUACGCUCUCGACGCAACAGGCGGAGCUCGCACGAGCUCGGGCUGCUGCUGCUGGGCUCUCCGACCGUAUCCGGGUACAUCUGAUGGACUACAGAAACAUGCCCUCGGAAUGGGAGGGUGCUUUCGACCGUCUUGUGAGUAUCGAGAUGGUUGAAGCUGUCGGGAAGGAGUACAUGGAGACAUACUGGUCCAAGAUCGACUGGGCGCUGAACAAGGAGACUGGCGUAGGUGUGGUGCAAGGGAUCACCAUCCCUGAAGCGAGAUUCGAACAGUACAUGCGUGAAGUAGACUUCAUCCGGAAAUGGGUCAUUUUCCCCGGAGGCUUCCUACCCACCCUCACCUUCCUCGUCGACACCCUCACCAAAGGAUCACAAGGAAGACUGGUAAUCGACUCGGUAUCUAACAUCGGUCCGCACUACUCCCGCACGCUUCGUGAGUGGCGCAGACGAUUCCAGGCGCGAUUUGAAGACACCAUUGUCCCAGCCCUGAAAGCUGAGUAUCCAGGUGUGAUGGACACGGACGACGUAUCGGCACGGGCAGAAAUCGAAGUGUUCAGGCGGAAGUGGAUUUACUACUAUUGCUACUGCGAGGUAGGCUUCACGACCCGACGCCUUGGUGACCACAUCAUUACGUUCAGUCGAGAAGGCAACCUCGAGUAUGGCUGCCAGGUUGACGAGUAG
This is a messenger RNA of Dichomitus squalens LYAD-421 SS1, 1599 nucleotides long. RefSeq names its product cyclopropane-fatty-acyl-phospholipid synthase. The coding region runs from base 1 to 1599 and encodes 532 amino acids. The transcript has 11 exons. Gene Ontology annotation, biological process: lipid biosynthetic process. The record is from RefSeq and is a predicted model, not a curated record. NCBI's taxonomy places the organism in Eukaryota, Fungi, Basidiomycota, Agaricomycetes, Polyporales, Polyporaceae.